Messenger RNA from Anolis sagrei ordinatus, 838 nucleotides. RefSeq names its product membrane-spanning 4-domains subfamily A member 12-like. The record is from RefSeq and is a predicted model, not a curated record. NCBI's taxonomy places the organism in Eukaryota, Metazoa, Chordata, Lepidosauria, Squamata, Anolidae. Gene Ontology annotation, cellular component: membrane.
AUGGCAACAGGUCCACAGAGAAUGAACAAUGGGAUAGUGGUCUUUAUUCCUCCAAAUGGAGAUAAUGUAAUCCCAACAGGCCAAGGUUUCCCUGUCACUGCCAUUUCAGCACCAGGUACAGUACAAGACCCUCAAUUUGCAAAUCAGCCACUUGGAAACAACCAGUUCCAGCAAAAUCGGCCUCUGGGAACAUUGGAAAAAUUCCUAAAAGUUGAGGCCAAGACUCUGGCAGCUAUCCAGAUUGUGAUUGGAUUCAUCCACAUUGGCUUUGGGGCGGUCUCAGCUAUGGUUCUCUAUCCCUAUAGCAACUUGUCUACUCUUGGAGGUUAUCCAUUCUGGGGUGGAUUGUUUUUCAUUGCUUCUGGAGCCAUUUCUGUGUAUACUGCAAAGAAAUUGAACAAGAAUUUGGUAAAGUGUAAUAUGGGAAUGAAUCUUACCAGCGCUAUCAUGGCAUCAAUUGGAAUGGUUCUGUUUAUAGUUCAGCUGACUAUAAAUUCUACUCAUUAUUAUGGUCAAGAUUCUUUACAUGCUGUAGGUACUGGUCUCUGUGUCAUGCUCUUCCUGUUUACCUUGCUGGAGUUCUGCUUUGCUGCUUCAGAAGCACAUCUCAGAUGUGAGGAAACCUAUAAUACGUAUGAUAGGACAAUGGCUUUUGUGCCCUACUCUAUAAUUGAGAAUAAUGUGACUCCCAGUCCACCAGCAUAUGAUCAGGUGGUGCUUUCUCCCAAUGGAGAAGUUCCAAGUCAAGAAGCUUCGUAAACUACACAGGAGAGGAAUGAAGGAUACCCCCACAAACAACCACAUCAGUUUAGAGCUCACAAUUCAACUACGGUGUCUG